GUGGGGGCCUGGCCGGCGCUAUGUCCCAGGGGCUCAGGGGACCCGCAGGGGUAUUCCCUUACCAGACACGCCCCUGCUUGGACCCCAGCUAUGAGCAUAGCAGCUGGAGACACCUGCAGCCACGUGUGCCCGAGUCUUACCCCAGGAGUUUCCAGCUCCAACAGAUAGAGUUUCUUAAAGGCCGGCUCCCAGAAGCACCCUUGAUUGGACACCAGCCCCAGUCGCUGCCGCCAUUCUUCCCAGGACACUGGCCACGGUUCCCAGGGCCACCUUCCCAAGGCAAGCAACUGGAAACCUGGAAUUUCCCCAGGAGAGUGACUCCUAGGAGUCAGGGCUUCCACAUAGGACUGCCACUUCCUCCCCCACACAGCACAAGUCUGCCAUGGAGAGCGGAUGAUAGACUUUGCUCUCACUUCCAGGAGCUGAGCAUCAGUCAGAAUCCAGAGCAGAAGAUCCUAGGCCGCCUGGAGGAGCUUGGAGAGGGGCGGGCCAUCAGCGCUCAGGUACUAGCCAGAGAGCUCAGGGUCCCAAAGAAGGAGGUCAAUCGUGUAUUGUACUCCCUGGAGAGGAAGGGGAAGCUGCGUAGAAAAGUAGGAACUCCUCCUUUGUGGAGCCUUGCACCCCCACAUCAGGCUUGGACUCAGCCCCCUAAAACUGUGAAUCCAGUCAGUUGUGGCCAGGAAGUCCCUCAAGAAGAACCUGGUUUGAACAGUGAAGACGGAGACCCUGCCUCUGAUUUAGAAGGACCCCUUGAGCUUCUUGACAUGGCGGAGAUCAAGGAAAAAAUCUGUGACUACCUGUUCAAUGUGCCGAACUCCUCUGCCCUGAACCUGGCUAAGAACGUUGGCCUGGCCAAGGCCCGGGAUGUGAAUGCGGUACUGAUUGACUUGGAAAGGCAAGGCGAUGUCCACAGGCAAGGGGCCACGCCUCCCACCUGGGACUUGACGGACAAGAAGCGGGAGAGGCUGCAGAUCAAGAGAAGUACACACAGUGUCCCAGCUGCUGUCCCAGAGGCUACCAGAAGCACCUCAUUCCCCACCUGCCAUUCGCCCCCAUCGGGUGCCUCCAGCAGCAUGGCAACCCCCAAAAGAGUGGAGAAUGGCCAGGAACCUGUGACAAAGUAUGAAAGUAGGUAUGAGGCCAGACCAGGACCAGUGAGGCUGCGGCCACACGCUUAUCACAGUGGCCCCUCUAGAGCAGGGUAUGUUGACUCUGAAAACGGCCAGUGGGCCACAGAUGACAUCCCAGAUAACUUGAAUAGUAUCCACACAGCACCAGGUGAGUUUCGAGCCAUCAUGGAGAUGCCCUCCUUCUACAGCCCUGUCUUGCCACGGUGUUCACCAUACAAGAAGCUGACUGAAUGCCAGCUGAAGAACCCUGUCAGCGGGCUUUUAGAGUAUGCUCAGUUCACUAGUCAGACCUGUGAUUUCAACCUGAUAGAGCAGAGUGGACCGUCCCAUGAACCUCGAUUUAAAUUCCAGGUUGUCAUCAAUGGCCGAGAGUUUCCUCCAGCUGAAGCCGGCAGCAAGAAAGUGGCCAAGCAGGAUGCAGCAAUGAAGGCCAUGGCGAUUCUGCUUCGGGAAGCCAAAGCUAAAGACAGUGGAAAACCAGAAGAAUUAUCCCCCUGUCCCAUGGAGGAGGACUCAGAGAAGGCAGCAGAGUCCCAGACCUCCAGCUCCUCAGCAACACCCUUGCUCUCUGGAAAGAGCCCAGUGACCACGCUGCUCGAGUGUAUGCACAAGCUAGGGAACUCCUGCGAAUUCCGUCUCCUGUCCAAAGAAGGCCCUGCCCAUGACCCCAAGUUCCAGUACUGUGUAGCAGUCGGAGCCCAGACUUUCCCCACUGUGAGUGCCCCCAGCAAGAAAGUAGCAAAGCAGAUGGCCGCAGAGGAAGCCAUGAAGGCUCUGCAGGAGGAGGCAGCCAAUUCAGCUGAUGACCAGUCUGGAGGUGCGAACACGGAAUCACUCGAUGAGUCUGCGGCACCUAACAAGAUCAGGAGGAUUGGUGAGCUCGUGAGGUACCUGAACACCAACCCCGUGGGUGGCCUGUUAGAGUAUGCCCGCUCCCAUGGCUUUGCUGCUGAGUUCAAGCUGAUUGACCAGUCUGGACCUCCUCAUGAACCCAAGUUUGUUUACCAAGCGAAAGUCGGGGGCCGCUGGUUUCCAGCCGUGUGUGCACACAGCAAGAAACAAGGCAAGCAAGAUGCAGCCGACGCAGCCCUCCGUGUCUUGAUCGGGGAAAGCGAAAAGGCAGAGCAGUUGGGUUUCGCAGAGGUAACCCCAGUGACAGGGGCCAGUCUCAGAAGAACUAUGCUUCUCCUUUCCCGGUCCCCAGACGCACAUCCAAAGACACUUCCUCUCACUGGUAGCACCUUCCACGACCAGAUGGCUAUGCUGAGCCACCGGUGCUUCAACGCUCUCACCAACAGUUUCCAGCCCUCCCUGCUCGGCCGCAAGAUCCUGGCUGCCAUUAUCAUGAAGAGAAGCGCUGAGGACAUGGGUGUUGUAGUCAGUUUGGGAACAGGGAAUCGCUGUGUGAAAGGGGACUCGCUCAGCCUAAAGGGAGAGACAGUCAACGACUGCCAUGCAGAGAUCAUCUCCCGGAGGGGCUUCAUCAGGUUUCUCUACAGUGAGCUCAUGAAGUAUAACCAACAUACUGCCAAGAACAGCAUAUUUGAGCUUGCCAGGGGAGGAGAGAAGCUCCAGAUAAAAAAGACGAUUUCUUUUCAUCUCUACAUCAGCACGGCGCCGUGUGGAGACGGAGCCCUCUUUGACAAAUCCUGCAGCGACCGUGCUGUGGAAAGCGCAGACUCCCGCCAUUACCCUGUCUUUGAAAAUCCCAAGCAAGGCAAGCUUCGCACCAAGGUGGAGAACGGGGAAGGCACAAUUCCUGUGGAGUCCAGUGACAUUGUUCCCACGUGGGAUGGCAUCCGACUUGGGGAAAGACUCCGUACCAUGUCCUGUAGUGACAAAAUUCUACGCUGGAAUGUGCUGGGCCUGCAAGGGGCACUGUUGACUCACUUCCUACAGCCUGUGUACCUGAAAUCUGUAACACUAGGUUACCUUUUCAGCCAAGGGCACCUGACCCGUGCCAUCUGCUGCCGUGUGACCAGAGAUGGGAAUGCAUUUGAGGACGGGCUCCGCUAUCCCUUUAUUGUCAACCACCCCAAGGUCGGCCGAGUGAGCGUGUAUGACUCCAAAAGGCAGUCUGGAAAGACCAAGGAGACAAGUGUCAACUGGUGCUUGGCUGAUGGCUACGACCUGGAGAUCCUGGAUGGCACCAGAGGCACUGUGGAUGGACCAGGGAAGGAGUUGUCUCGGGUGUCCAAGAAGAACAUUUUCCUUCAGUUUAAGAAGCUGUGCUCCUUCCGUGCCCGGAGAGAUCUACUGCAGCUCUCCUACGGGGAGGCCAAGAAAGCUGCCCGAGACUACGAGUUAGCCAAGAACUACUUCAAGAAAAGCCUGCGGGACAUGGGCUAUGGGAACUGGAUCAGCAAACCCCAGGAGGAAAAGAACUUUUAUCUCUGUCCAGUGCCCAAUGACUGACAGUGGGGCAUGUUUCCCACAGGGUCAGAGGGAGUUUGUGGCAUUCCUCAUCACAUUGGGCCAGAGUUUGGGGGCUUUUGUUUUUCUUAAACCCUACCCCCCCCCUUAUUUUCAAUGGAGGAACCAUGAUAGAUGGUACCAAGACCUUUGGUUCCCAUUUAUCCCACUUGCUUUGGGAUUUCGAGGUGGGGUCUGGCCAAGCCUCCCCGCACCCUUUUCCCAAGCAAAAAGACAGAGAUUCAAAGCAGAGGGGCACUUGUUCCCCGUGUGGCAUAGCCAGUCCCUGAUCCCCGGGGCGCCUGGUCCCUCCAGUUUAGUUUUGUGGAGUUGCAUCUCCUUUUCGUUUGCUACACUGACCUCUUGUGGAUCUGAUUACAUUCCCAUCAGUUCUCUGUAAAUCAUGUCGGGGACUCAUGAUGGCACCUCUGUAGACCUGCAGGCCCCUAGUCUUCCCUCCCAGAAUUCCUUCCCGUGAUGAGGUUUCUCCUUCCCACCCCAGAGGGGGAAGAGUUAUAUAAAGGAUUGAUGACAUGUUUACAAGAACAGGAGCUGAAAACUGAUCAGGGGUUGUAGGGCAGUGGGAAUAUGGUAGAAUGGUUGGGACAGGCAAGCCCUGCCCAACAACAGACUGUGCUGGCCAGCCAGGGAACUUGCUUCCUGGGCACGGGAAAGUUGAGAACCAGAUGUGGAACUGAGAAGGUGCCCAAGCCGAGCCGGUGGUGGGGGCCCACAGAGCCCUAGCCAGGGUACAGCAGCAUUCCUUGGAAUGUAGCCACACUCCUGUCUGCCCUCCGUAAAGCGUUCCCAGAGUCUGGCUCUGUCCACAUGGAGUAUCUGUGUGAAGAGCUGAGGACAAGUCACGGUCAUCUUUGUCCGGACCUAGAAGGGAUGAAUGCAAAGCAUCCUGGUCCACUCGGGAUUCUUCUCAUAGCACUGUUAUCAGCAGAAGUUGACAAAGCCAUGCGUAAAAUGAAUGUUUCUAGAAGGCCAGAGAUACUGAUUCUGGACUGCAUUACAGACUUGAGAGACAAAUAUAUUUUUACAUUAGUGAA
Microtus oregoni (creeping vole) is the source of this 4597-nucleotide messenger RNA. It is a transcript of the gene Adar, whose product is annotated as adenosine deaminase RNA specific. The transcript has 15 exons. The record is from RefSeq and is a predicted model, not a curated record. Gene Ontology annotation, biological process: RNA processing; adenosine to inosine editing. Gene Ontology annotation, molecular function: double-stranded RNA adenosine deaminase activity; tRNA-specific adenosine deaminase activity; double-stranded RNA binding. Bases 21 to 3545 code for a protein of 1174 amino acids. Gene Ontology annotation, cellular component: cytoplasm; nucleolus. NCBI's taxonomy places the organism in Eukaryota, Metazoa, Chordata, Mammalia, Rodentia, Cricetidae.